CUAACGUAUCCUUGCUUUAGAUUCAGAUACAAUGAACAAACUCAGUUUCACAGUUAUGGUGGUAUUAGUCCUUAUUGGAUUAUUUGCCACUCAGAGUGAUGCAGGCUAUGAUUAUUAUCCAGGAUAUAACUCACCAUAUGCAUACAACAAUGGUUACCAUGGUUAUAACGGAUACACUGGAUAUCAUGGAAAUUAUGGCUGGAAUAAAGGCUGGAAUAACGGUCCCUGGGGAGGACCAUACGGAAACAAAGGCUACCUUUAUAAAUAUUAACAAAAAAUUAACAAUGUCGAUAUUUAUGAUAGAUAAUUAAAGAUUAACUGAU
Mytilus trossulus (common blue mussel) is the source of this 323-nucleotide messenger RNA. RefSeq names its product neuropeptide-like protein 31. The transcript is spliced from 3 exons. Lineage: Eukaryota; Metazoa; Mollusca; Bivalvia; Mytilida; Mytilidae. The record is from RefSeq and is a predicted model, not a curated record. The coding region runs from base 32 to 271 and encodes 79 amino acids.